AUAAAACGUCUCACGCUGUGAGUUGCAGAGUGCGUCAAAAUGGCAGCCCGCCGUGUAGUCAAGUUAUUGUAUGUUGUCAUUACUUGUUGCUUUUUUGCAAUUUCCGUUUGUGACAAAGAUAACUAUGUUGAGGAAUUAUUUAUUAAACCACUCAACAAUGGAUUUAUUUAUACACAUUUUCAAUUUACUACAAAGUGGAACGUUAGCAUUUGGCAAGAGGAGUCACUAAAACAUUAUAAUGUUUUUCCCAAGUCUCUAGGAGAUACUUUACAAGCUUUCAGCAUACAGGAGCUUCAUUUGACACUCACCCAGGGUCUUUGGCGACACAGCAAAUGGGGCUACCCAGUCAGAGAUGCCCCACCUGGAGCUGAGCUGUGGGUUUGGUUUCAAGACACUGUAGAGGAUAUUGAUCAACAAUGGAUAAGCUUAACCAAUGCUCUAUCAGGACAGUUUUGUGCCUCCCUAAAUUUCUUAGACGGGACAUCGACAGUGCAACCACAGCUUUCCUUUCGACCAGAGGGCAUAAAUCACAAGGAUAAGUCUGUGAACUCUUCCUACAUCCGCUAUGCUGCAUUGCCCAAGGAAAAUGUCUGCACUGAAAAUCUGACACCCUGGAAAAAGCUGCUGCCAUGUGGUGAAAAGACUGGGCUUGGAUCAUUAUUAAAAGCAAAAAAGUUGUAUGAUGCGAAUUACCACUCUCUCGCCGUAUCCAUAAGACCAGUUUGCAGAUCCAGAAGCAGCUGUGAGGAUCCAUCUUUAGAAUUGAGCCAAAGUCUUUCACUUGUGAUUGACAAUCACAUACGCAACAAUGGACGAAGAGACUGGUCUCUCCGGCAGUUAUUUGGUGAGACAUUAUCUGGUCACUGUCCGUUGGCUUCAAGAAGUGUUGUGUACACCGAUACAACAGAUAUUGAGGGCAGUGCUAUUCUUAGCCCUCCACCAGGGGAAACGCACAUCGAGAUGAAUCAUGGUCACACUAGAACUUAUGCUGUACACAAUGUCAAAGAUUUCACUUUAAAUAAUGGAAGGCUAAACAUUGGUGCAAAGUAUACCACAAGUCUGAUACCUUACACUUCAGUGCAGCCACCAAUUCUUCAUGCUCAACGUUUUGCAUCGGGUUAUGGGCAAGAACGUGGAGGAAUUGUGUGUCUUUUACACAAUGAAGAUCCUCAUGCCAAUAUUACUGUCAUCUACAUGGAGUCUAUACCCUGGUAUAUACGAGUGUACUUCCAUACACUGACCAUAGAGAGUGAAGGUGUCAAGAUUAAGCCAGAGUACCAGCAUUUUGUUGCUGGCAAGGACAGAGCAAGGCCACAUCUCAUGGAGUUGGUCUUCACAUUACCUAGGUCAUCCACCACGCGCCUCAGCAUAGAGUUUGACCGUGCUUUUCUUAAGUGGACAGAGUACCCGCCGGACGCGAGUCAGGGAUUUCUCAUUAACUCGGCUGUGAUCAGCACUGUGCUGGUCAGACCACCUAAUCACAUGUUUGGCUUUGCAGAGUCUUCAGAACUGAGUCACAUGUUUAACAACACACGAGAGACAUAUUUCAUGCGGCUACAUACAGAGACACUGCUGGUGGCACUAGCAACUCCAGAUUUCAGUAUGCCGUACAACGUCAUCUGCCUUGUUUGCACAGUCGUGGCCAUUGCUUUUGGCUCCAUUCAUAACCUUACAACAAGAAGGUUCAUUGUUGAAGAAGCUCACAAGAAGGGUGGCAUAAUAGGGAAGAUAAAGAACUUUUUUAGAAGAAAAUCUGUUCCUGCUGCACAGAGUGAAGGCUCAGAGAUAAAGUCACACCUCAAGGACAGCUAAUUCCAUUUCUAUUGCCCAUUUUUCAUUAAUUACAAGCACAAUAAAAAACGUCUGCUGUUAACUUUAGCAGACAACAAUUUGCACGUUACAUUUCAGAGUAACUACAUCGUAACAUAGUACUACACCGAAUUUCUGAGCCAUAAGUUAAUUGCUCGAUUGCAGUUGUGUGCUUGCUGUUCUGGGAUAUUUAUGGUUCAAGAAUGUUUAUCAUGUUGCGUUAGUGAUCAGCUAUUGCACCCACUCCCACUCUAAUGAAUAUAUGUAAAUGCUUUUAACAGUGGCUUUUACCAGCAUUUACUAAGCAGUAGGUUGAACUAUAUAAAAUUGAGUCGGUGCAUUUCUGUAGUCCAACAUGACAAUUUGAUUAGCUGUACACAGAGCCUUUUUAAUGCUUAGUACGUUUAUGUGGUUGUUAUUGCUCUGUACGAAGUCUGGCAUGUCUGGGUUAUCUAUGAAUGAUUUCAAUAUGCAAUAGUAAUAAAUAUGCAUAUGGGCGUCUUUGUGCUGAUUAUAUAUAUUUAUGUAAUUGUAAAUAUAACGGAUUUUUUGUAAUAACAAA
Molecule: messenger RNA, 2371 nt
Organism: Priapulus caudatus
Lineage: Eukaryota; Metazoa; Priapulida; Priapulimorpha; Priapulimorphida; Priapulidae
Product: GPI transamidase component PIG-T-like
Exons: 11
Coding region: 40-1812 (590 amino acids)
Biological process (GO): attachment of GPI anchor to protein
Cellular component (GO): GPI-anchor transamidase complex
Source: RefSeq, a predicted model, not a curated record